Daktulosphaira vitifoliae (grape phylloxera) is the source of this 2642-nucleotide messenger RNA. RefSeq names its product bifunctional 3'-5' exonuclease/ATP-dependent helicase WRN-like. Gene Ontology annotation, cellular component: nucleoplasm; nucleus; chromosome. Gene Ontology annotation, biological process: double-strand break repair via homologous recombination; telomere maintenance; DNA replication. The transcript has 14 exons. The coding region runs from base 233 to 2587 and encodes 784 amino acids. Gene Ontology annotation, molecular function: 3'-5' DNA helicase activity; nucleic acid binding; four-way junction helicase activity. Lineage: Eukaryota; Metazoa; Arthropoda; Insecta; Hemiptera; Phylloxeridae. The record is from RefSeq and is a predicted model, not a curated record.
AUCGCUUAUAGAUAAGUGCUGCUGAUAACAGUAACAGUGGAAAAACGACGUUUGAAUUUUGAAAUUUUAACCAUGUACACAAUAUGCUGUAUGUUGAUAUUAUUCUUCUUCUAAAGAAUAUUUCCUUUAUAACUAUUAAUUUCCAAUAAUAUUAUAUUGCAUCAUAAAUUUUUUGAAUAAUUUUAUCGCAAACUUAAUUCAGUUAAGAUUGAUGCUUACAUUCUACUAAAAAAUGACUCAUAAACUACCCAGUCCUCAACAUUUAUCUGUUUUACGGAAGUAUUUUGGUCAUUCAACAUUCCGUUCUAUGCAAUGGGAUAUUAUUUAUUCAGUAUUAGAGGAAAAAAGAGAUUCUUGUGUUGUGAUGUCUACUGGUUAUGGUAAAAGUCUUUGUUAUCAAUAUCCAGCGGUUUAUUCAAACGGCUUAACUAUAGUUGUUUCUCCAUUAAUUUCUUUGAUGAAAGAUCAAGUACUUUCACUAGAGAUGGCUAAUAUUAAAGCAUGUCUCCUGGGCUCUGCGCAGUCUUCUAAAACUACUGCUUUGAACGAUUUAUUUUCUGGUAUUGUAAGAGUGUUAUAUGUCACACCAGAAUGGACAGCUACAGAAUCUGCGAAAGGCAUAAUAGAAGAUUUAAAAAAUAAGAUUAAAAUAAUAACUGUAGCUAUUGAUGAAGCCCAUUGUGUUAGUCAAUGGGGUUUUGAUUUUCGAUCUUCUUAUAGAAAUCUAGGAAACUUACGUAAAAUGUUACCAGAUGUUCCUUUUUUAGCAUUAACUGCAACUGCAACACCUAUGGUUCGACAAGAUAUAUGCAAUUCAUUGAACUUGAAAAAUCCUAAAUAUGUUUGCACUGGAUUUGACCGUAAAAACUUAUACUUUGAAGUUUUUUUAAAAACUAAAAGUAUUUUUUCGGAUCUUAGUAAACUUUUAAAAAAAGAUGGAUUAAAAAUAUACUUUGAUGGUGCAACUAUCAUAUAUUGCCCUACAAAAAAACAAGCAGAAGCUGUUGCUACAGAAUUAACUAGCAACAGAAUUCAAUGUGAUGUUUAUCAUGCUGAUAUUUCAUUAAGCAAAAGAAAUUUAGUACAUGAAAAUUUUGUUAAAGACAAGUUACAAGUAGUUGUCGCUACAAUAGCAUUUGGAAUGGGAAUUGAUAAACCAGAUGUACGUCGAGUAAUUCACUAUGGAGCUCCUAAAGAUAUUGAAUCUUACUAUCAAGAAGUUGGGCGAGCUGGCCGUGAUGGUCUACCAGCCUCUUGUCAUAUAUUUUUUAAUGAAGCAGAUAUUGUACUUAAUAGACACAUUAUUCUUUCAAACUUAACAAACAAUACUUAUCGAAAACAUAGAGAAAAAAUGGCCAAAGUAAUUGAACAAUAUAUGGAAACAAGGCUUUGCAGAAGAAAAUUGUUACUUUCCUAUUUUGAAGAUGCUUCCUCUUCAUCAAAUUAUGAAGAAUUUAGUGAAAAUUGUUGUGAUAACUGUACUCUCAGACAAUUUAACUGUGAUAAAAAACCCAAGAGCUCUUUUGAUCUUACUGAAGAUAUUCAGUUAGUAUUAAAAUCUGUUAAUGCUUUAGAUGGCCGUUUAGGAAUUAUUGCUUCUGUCUGUUUUAUUUGUGGUAAAAAAAGUGAUAAAUUAUAUCAACGACAUACAUCUCACUCUUUAUAUGGAAAAGGAAAAUACAAUACCGAGUCAUAUUGGAAAGCCUUAGCAAAAUUAUGUUUACGAGAAAGUUUACUUGUACAGAACCCUUGUAACUUUGGACAAGGAAGUAAUUUUUCAUUUCCUAUUAAUACUAUUGCAGUUUCUAAAAAAGGAGAGGAAUUUAUAAAAUUUGGCAAAAAUACUAACAUUGAAAUAGAUCCAUCUGAUGAGGUGAUAAAGUUAUACAAGUCAAAAUAUAUGAACAAACCUAAUAAUUUAACAAAAAAUCAAUGGGUUGGAACUUUAGAAAAACGUUUGCAAGAGCCUGUUAGAAAAUUUUCGCAUGAUAGUUUAACAAAUAAUAAAAAUAAAGGAAAAUACAGUGAAUUAGAAAACAGUUUAUACUCUUCAUUGGUCAUGUUUAGAACAACAUUAGCUCAACAAUCAGAUUGUAUGCCAUACAUGAUAGCUAGUAAUACAAUGCUUAUAGAUGUGGCCAAAAUUAAGCCCAAAAAUGUUGCUGAAUUAAAAAAAAUUGAUGGAUUUAAUGAGGCUAAAAUUGAACGAUUUGGUCCUGCUAUAAUUAAAAAAGUUGUUGAUAUCUGCAGCAAACAUGUAAAUAUAUUAUCUGAUGAAUCUAAUCAAUGUUCUACUAGUUCAAAUUUGAGUGAAGAUACCAAUGUGUGUGACAGUCUAUGGGAUGAUUGUAAUGAUGAUUUUCUUAAUGAUAUAACAGAAUUAAAUGAAUCUAUAGCAAUAGAUACAGAUAAUAAAAUAGAAACUAGUGAAAUUAUAACUAAUAAUAUAACAACUGAAACCAUAAAUACUCCAAAAAGAAAAUAUUGUUCAAUAGAGCCAGAAAAUUCUAUGAAAAGUAUUGAUGAAAUUGAGAAGAAGAAAAAAGAUAUGAUAAAAAAACUAAAGAAAAAUUCACUUUUUAAAUAAAAUAAUUUAUCUUCAAAUUUUUUUAAAUAAGGAUCAUUAUUAUGUAAAUAUUUAA